UAUUUUUAUUUGCGUCAGAAAGCAAGGUGCAAACAGAUAAGGUUUCGUUGAGUAAUAAGCCCUUAUCUCAGUUCCAUUUUCCCCGCACCAUCCACAUUUUUUCAAUUCUCUGUCAUGGAAGCUUGUCCAAUUCUAAGAACAACCUCACUGCCGCCAUUAAUCUCAUCAGCGCCGACCAAAAAUCUCCUCCCAUUUUCACUUCACACACCAAACCCUACUCAAUCUCCACCUUCUAAGUCAAACCUCACUCUUUCAGCAACCCGAAAAGGAUUUGGAUAUACCACCUCCCAAAAGAAAUCCAAAAGAUCCAAAAGAAAACCCAGAAAUGAAGAAGGUAAAGAGGAAGAUGAUGAAGAAGAAGAAGAAACGGAAGGGGUGAUUCCGGAGAUAGUGACGAAUCGGAUGAUUAGCAGAAUGGGUCUGACUGUAGGGAUCCCUUUGAUGGUAGGGCUGUUGUUCUUCCCAUUCUUUUACUAUCUCAAGGUUGGGUUGAAAAUCGAUGUGCCGACUUGGAUUCCUUUCAUCGUCUCCUUUAUCUGCUUUGGGGCAGCCCUGUUCGGGGUCAGCUAUGGGAUAGUGUCCUCUAGUUGGGAUCCUUUCAGGGAGGGCUCUCUCUUGGGCUGGAACGAAGCUCAGAAGAAUUGGCCUGUUUUCCGGCAAUCCAUCUGGGGUGGGUCCACAAAGAAUAAAAGUAAUUUAUAGCUGUGAUUUUUCUUUUUUCUUUUUUUCACUAACUAAUUCUAUGUAUUUUCCUUUUUAAAAAAAAUCUAUGUGUUUUUGUCACACUUACAUAAUGAUGAAUACAAUUAAAUUUUCUGAUAA
Molecule: messenger RNA, 822 nt
Organism: Cuscuta epithymum
Lineage: Eukaryota; Viridiplantae; Streptophyta; Magnoliopsida; Solanales; Convolvulaceae
Source: the annotation of a GenBank genome assembly